AAGCAUCCAUUGUGUGCCUAGUGGAUCCAUUGUUUGACACAAUGCCAGUUUUAGAUAAAUCACAACUGUUCUCCAACUUCGUCUUUUUUUGAUAACAAGUUAAAUGAACCGUAAUUUGUACCUAAUACGAAGAAUCAGUAAUCAGUCACAUUUCGUUGAAGUCAGUUGAACUUGCAAUAUCGGUGUUUAAAUAAAAAACCCAGUCAAUGUCAAAGUCACGGGCAUGCAGUCAAGUCAGUUAUAUCUUGCAGCCUAAUUUUUUUAUAUCUGCACGGAGCUCAACAGUGUGUGAUUACAAUAUAAACUCGCAAUUAUCUAUGUAAACUGAAAGGUUAAGACAAUAAUGACCCACGCUAAUUGCAAGAAUCGGGCGCGAUAACAUCAAAACUCGAAUACAACAAAUUCGCGAUAUGAGGGCAAAGACAUUUAUUAAUUAAACCGAACAUAAAUAUUGCCGUAAGUAGGCAAGUAUAGGAUGAUAAAAAUUUAUCGUCACAAGAUUUAUCACUGGUCAUAGGCUACUGGGGUGAUACGACAAACGUUUUGUCACCAACUUGUCUUUUUUCCUCCUAGAGCGAGAUUCAGUCGUCCUCCAACUGUGCACAAUGAAUUAUUUCAAGAUAGUGUUAUUACAGUUAUUUCUCGGACUUGCAAUUUGUGAGCGAGGAUAUCCAGAUAGAACAAACAGCCUAGACAAUCAAAAUGGAACAACAUAUGAUACUUCAGACGUGACCACAAUCAAAGAUAAAGUGCAAAUCAAAGUGUACUAUGAGAGUUUGUGUCCGUUCAGUGCUCAGUUCUUCGUGUCACAGCUAAAGCCUACAAUGGAGAGGCUAGGCCCACAUUUAGACAUACAUUUAAUACCCUACGGACACGCCAAGACUCGUCGAGUGAAGAGUGCCUAUAAGUUUACCUGUCAGCACGGGAUACCAGAGUGUUUCGGCAACACGGUGCAAGCUUGCGCUAUUGAUGUUCUCCGGAAUAUCACCCGAGCUGUUUCCUUCAACACCUGCCUCUUGCAGAACACAUCGUACCGCAGCGGAUAUGAUUACUUCAUUUCUAUUUUCCAUUGGUGCGGAUCCCAGGACAACGUGGACGUUCAAACAAUAUGGAGGUGUGUACACAGCGACCACGGCUCCGUACUUGUGAAGAGAUAUGGUGACGAGACACAUGCCCUGGCUCCAUCCUUCGUCCCAUUCGUGACGAUAGACGACUCCACAAUAUACCAAGACCAUGCCCUAACUAACUUAUACAGCACUGUCUGCAAACUGCUCAAGCCAACACCAAGAGAAUGCCCGCUUUAAUUACUUUUAGACUUUAUUUAUUUUUCUAAGUAGCUAGUGCACCUACAGAUGUAUAUACUAUUAUAUGAAUGACAAGUU
Messenger RNA from Spodoptera litura, 1382 nucleotides. Its product is annotated as gamma-interferon-inducible lysosomal thiol reductase. Gene Ontology annotation, molecular function: oxidoreductase activity, acting on a sulfur group of donors, disulfide as acceptor. The record is from RefSeq and is a predicted model, not a curated record. Lineage: Eukaryota; Metazoa; Arthropoda; Insecta; Lepidoptera; Noctuidae.